This is a messenger RNA of Pseudogymnoascus destructans, 1671 nucleotides long. RefSeq lists its product as uncharacterized. Gene Ontology annotation, molecular function: monooxygenase activity; oxidoreductase activity, acting on paired donors, with incorporation or reduction of molecular oxygen; heme binding. Bases 1 to 1671 code for a protein of 556 amino acids. The record is from RefSeq and is a predicted model, not a curated record. NCBI's taxonomy places the organism in Eukaryota, Fungi, Ascomycota, Leotiomycetes, Thelebolales, Thelebolaceae. The transcript is spliced from 4 exons.
AUGUAUACGGCUGCGGUGCUGGCUAUAGUCGGCGCUGGCAGCAUCUACACCUGCAAAGUUGACACGUCCAUGGCCAUGACAUUCAUCAACAGAUUGAUGAAAGGCAUCAAGCAAAUACCCAGCCUAGCUUAUAACUAUGGCCUGAAGCAGACAUGCAUCUCUGUCCUUGGUGCGUCCUUCUUAGGAUCUAUCCCUCCGUCGACUCCUGCGCUGUCGACUCUUGCAUACAUUGCUGGCGGCAUCGUGCUUCUGUACCUGGCGUACUGGUGGGCACUUCCCAAGCCCAUUCCAGGCAUCCCUUACAACAAACCAGCCAUCAAAUUACUGCUCGGCGAUGUUGGCUCCAUGGUUAAGCACAUAUCGAAAACGCAGGAGGUUCACGAUUGGAUGAGCGCGCAGAAUGUCAAGUUAAACUCGCCCAUUGUUCAACUAUUUACUCGUCCCUUUGGCCGGCCCUGCGUUGUUGUUACCAACUACCUCGAGGCACAGGAUAUCCUAGUUCAUCGUACCAAGGAAUUCGAUCGCUCCAAAUUCAUUGCUGAUGUCUCGGGCGGCAUCGUGUCAAAGAACCACUUUGUAAUGCAAACUAACGACGAAUUCAGAAAGCAUCACAAAUGGGUGCAAGGCAUUAUGGCAACUGGAUUCCUUCAAGACGUCGCUGCUCCUUACAUGUAUGAGGCUGGUCAGGAUCUGCUGCAGCUCUGGGAGCAAAAGGCGAGACUUGCAAAGGGUAGAGCCUUCGUCGCGUCACAUGAUGUACAUUGUACCACUAUGGAUGCGGUUUGGCCAAUUGUCUUUGGAGCUGAUCCAGUGAAUAGCAACACAAAGGCUCAAUUGCGACUCUAUACUACGAUAAAGGACGUGGAGCUCCCCAACAGCCUUACGGAAGAGGCCGUGUUGCCUCGAGCACCGCACCCAGAAAUGAUGGCGGCGCUGAAGAAGUCCAUCAGGAAUAAGAUGUUUGAUGAGAUUCUUGGAUUCACCAUUGGUGCGCAAGACACAACCUCGACAUCCAUUACCUGGGCUCUUAAGUACCUUGCUGACAAUCCGGAUGUCCAAACAAAGCUGCGGGCUGAGCUGCGAGGCGGACACGCCGAUGCGGCUUCAGAAAGGCGAAUGCCAACCUUUGACGAAAUUACCAAAACCCAGAUUCAUUACAGAGAUGCUGUCAUUGAGGAGAUCUUCCGUUGCUCUCAAACAGAAGCAUCAGCCAUUAGGACAGCGGUUGUCGAUACAGAGAUCUUAGGGCACUUCAUUCCCAAAGGCACAGAAGUCUUCCUGAUGGGCAACGGACCGAGCUUCCUUUUCCCCGAGUUUGAAAUCCAAGACUCUUUGCGCACCAAGUUAUGCCUCGAGUCCAAGGGCAAGGUCGGCGCGUGGAAACAUGACAACAUGGCCAGCUUCAACCCGGACAGGUGGAUGGUGCAAGGACCGAGCGGCAAGUUGGUGUUUGACGCCGCCGCUGGACCUAUGCUUACGUUUGGUCUCGGCGAGCACGGUUGCUACGGUCAAAGAAUGGCAUAUCUUCAGAUGAGGCAGCUUUUAUCAUUGAUUGUGUGGAAAUUUGAACUAUAUCAAUGCCCAAAGGAGUUGAGCAGGUAUGCGGCCUCUGACAAUAUGGCUCAUUCGCCGCAGUUCUGCUAUAUUCAGCCUGCAAAAUUUGUGUAUUGA